Molecule: messenger RNA, 1203 nt
Organism: Penaeus monodon (black tiger shrimp)
Lineage: Eukaryota; Metazoa; Arthropoda; Malacostraca; Decapoda; Penaeidae
Product: glutamate receptor-like
Cellular component (GO): membrane
Molecular function (GO): ligand-gated monoatomic ion channel activity
Source: RefSeq, a predicted model, not a curated record
AUUAGUAUCUCUUAACUUUAGUAUCUCUUAAAUAUCCGCAUUAAUAUAGGUAAUAAGAACGAUUACACACACUCUGACUACGCACGGAAACGCCCACCCUCUCUUCAACAACCUAACUACUAUAAUCACCCCAAUUACUAAUGAUUUAUUGGCGUUGCUACACAUUACCCCUUCCAUGGCUUAAGGACGCGGACAUCGGCCUCGGUCCCUUUGGCAUGUCCUACACCAGGAGCAAAGUGGUCGACUUCACCGUCCCCGUCUUCCUCGAGAUGCUCCACGUCUUGGUCACGAGGCCCUUGCCACAGCCCGACCCCUGGGGCUUCCUGGCGCCAUUCACAUGGUACGUGUGGGUUGGCAUGCUCAUCUCCGUCGUGGCCGUGAUGCUGACGAGUGCCCUGGUGGUACGCGCGCUCGGCCGGGGAGGACCAACAUCCGUUGCACACCACAUCUGGGCUUACUACAGCAUCACCUUUUCCCAGACGGUGCCCUCACCUCCCUGUUGGCUGUGAAGACCAUAGAGCUGAAGUACGACUCCCUGCAGGACGUGCUGGACGACAAGGGCCUCACGCUCAUCAUGGAGGGCUCCACGGCGCUCACGACCCACCUCAAGACCGUGAGGGACGGCGUGUACAGGGAGCUAGCUGAGGCGUCUCGAGUGAGGGCGAAGUACGUGAGGGCGAGCGAGAUGGACGUGGCGGCCUACAACUUCCUUCCCGAUGGACGACACGCCAUCCUGGUCGAAGAAGUUGUGUGCAGGAAGAUAUACUCGGAUCACUUCAGCCAGACGGGGAAAUGUAGCUUCUACAUGUCCACGGGCAAUUUCUGGAGAUUAAUUUACGCCAUGAUUGUGAAGCCGAAAAGUCCCCUUCGCGACCUCAUUGAUGCAAGGAUCCUGGCCCUUCGAGAGUUUGGCAUCUACGACAGGUGGGCUGGAGAUCAGAUGCCCAAUAUGACCCACUGCAUGAAGACGCCGACGAAAAUCAAGCUGCAUGCACCUUAUUCUCUGGCUGAUCUCUGGGCCGUGUUCCUCCUCCUGGGCGGCGGAAUGACCCUGGCCACUCUCGCCUUCCUUUGUGAGGUUUCAUUCAAAAGGGGAGCCGGCUGCUACGACCCGGAUUUGUAGUCCGGUAACGGCGCUCAAACCCGAACAGAUUAUUGUGUGAAUUAAAGGCUUAACUGCAUUUUUUCUUUGUUCCUUUUUCU